UCUGCAAGCACUCAACUCCAGCAUAGAAGAGUGAGAAGUCGGAGAGAGAAAGAAAGAGAGAGAGAGAAGUUUUGAGAGGUAAAGUGCAGAUGAGGAGAGAAAAGUUGGUAUAUUAAGGGAAGAACAAGACGAAACCAAUACAAAAAAAAAUUAAGAGGAGAGAAAACAAUCAGGCAAAGUAUAGAGUGGGCAAAAAAGAGAGCAAGAGAGAGAGUUGGAGAAGUGAGCCGUGGAGAGUGAACAAACGAUGGGUUCCCCAGUGCGGUGUGCUGCUGUUCUAGUCCUCUCACUAUUGGGUCUGUUCUGUUAUACUCCCCCUGUAUGGGGCCAGGAUCUACAAGAGAGGGACGCUCUGUGCAACAAGGAUGGCUGCUUCGUGGUCUACUUCCAGCGCAAGACCUUCCUGGACUCCUGGAGGAGCUGCAAGGAGAAGGGAGGCAACCUGGCCACAGUCAAACUCCAGGAGGAAGCUGACACUAUCGCUGCUCUCUUCUCUGGCGUGGAGCUACGCAGCCAGAGGACCAAGGUCCAGGUGUGGAUUGGUCUCCAGAGACAGCCUCGCCAGUGUACCGCCUCUCGCCCUCUCCGUGGGUUCUCCUGGACUACAGGUGACCAAGAUACCCGCUACACCAACUGGCUGCGGGACGACUCGCCCAGUACCUGUUCAGCCCCACGCUGUGUGGUUAUGACCUAUGGCACAGCAGCCCACGAGCAGCAUGAUAAUUUUAAAUGGCUGGACGGCUCGUGUUCGGUGCCAGUGGAUGGCUACCUGUGCCGCUACACGUACAAGGGCAUGUGCCCGGCGGUUUGGAGCGAGGGGGGCGGCAAUGCCCUCUAUAGUACCCCCUUCAGCCUCCUCAGUAGCCUCCUUACCCACGUCCCCUUUGGAUCUGUAGCCACGGUGCCCUGCCCGGGGGGCUCCAAGGAGGAGCAGUCUGUUCUAUGUGUGCUAAGGGAGGAUGGCACUGUGGGGUGGUCCAGGGAGACACCCCUCUGUUCCGACACCGGAGAGAAGAGCUGGUGCGAUCGGAACAACGGAGGGUGCGAGCAUUUCUGCCAGGAGGCCGGGGAGCACUACUACUGCGAGUGCUCGGACGGCUUCCAGCUCGGCGAUGACGGGCAAACAUGCGUCGCUGCCGACCCAUGCCACAGUGCCCCCUGUGAGUUUGAGUGCCUGCCCCUGUCGGACGGCUACCGCUGUGCCUGCCCCGAGGGCUACAUGCUUUCCCCGGAUGAGCGCGGCUGCCUGGACGUGGACGAGUGCCUGCAGAGCCCCUGCGAGCAGCUGUGCGUCAACGCCCCAGGGACCUUCGAGUGCCGCUGCCGCGAGGGCUACCGACCGGUUGAGGAGGGCGAAUGUGAGGACGUGGACGAGUGUAUGGAGGACCCAUGCGAACACGCCUGCGAGAAUACACCCGGCUCUCACGUUUGCCACUGUCACCUGGGCUUUUCCCCUCCUACCGAGGAACCCUCCCACUGCCAGGAUACUGACGAGUGUCAGAUCCCUGGGACAUGUCAGCAGAUGUGCGUGAACUACGAGGGGGGCUUUGAGUGUUACUGCGAGGUGGGCUACGAGCUACUCUCUGACCACUUCUCCUGCAGGAAGAUAGGGGAGGGAGAGGACUCAUUCCCAGCAGCCACUCCCUCCUACCCUUGGGUCACCCACCACCCCGGCUCCAUGUGGGACCCCCACGAACCCCUGUACCCCUGGACCCCUGCGCAGACCAACACUGACUGGCCUCUGGAGACGGAAGAGUCCCUGGACUGGCUCACAGACCCCCCCAGGGUGGAGAAUGAUGUCAUCUGGGUCACCAGCGCACCCCAGGAGGAGCCAGUCCCAAACCACAACCCAUUCAUGGUCCCCCCCAUGGAAGAGCCCGAGGAGGAGGAAGAAGAAGAGGAGGAGUAUACACCGGACUGGAGCACCAUGAUUUUGAAUUCUCCAGCCCAGGUCCAGCCCGAGCAAGAGUCUACGCCCAGUCCCUCUCCCAGCCCCGAACCCACCUCUACCCCCACCCCAACUCCCACGUCCGACUGGUAUGAGGAGGAGGAUGACGAAACCACUACCAGUUCCCCAGUCCUCCCUACUUCCACUAUCUCGGGAGGGGCGUGGAACUGGCUCUGGUUCAGCCCGGCCAGCCAGGAUCAAGUACUCACCACGUCGCAGGAGCCAAUCACUGACCAGCACGUCCCGGCGUCCAACUAUGAUGAUACUGAUGAUAAUGAGGAAGAGGGGGACAUUGACAAUGGGAAGGUGACUUCCCUUCCAGAGCAGGAUCAGGGUCAGGGUGAGAACCAGGACCAGCACACCCCCUCCCUGCCUCCUUCUGUGGCUCCCAAAACCCCAAUCACCCCCAACCUGGGCGUGGUGGAGGUGGUUGGAGUGAAUGAGAGGGAGCCGGCCCAGGAGGACGAGAGCAGCCAGAAGCAAGGUGGUGGCAACUGGCUGCUGGUGGGCCUCCUGGUGCCCCUCUGCAUCUUCAUCCUUAUUAUGGUGGCACUGGGUAUCGUCUACUGCACCCGCUGCGCCGUCACGCCGCGCAACAAGACCGCCACCAACUGCUACCAUUGGAUCUCCGGAGCGCACGACAAGCAGGGCGCGCCCAAUCCCAGCAAGGGGAUGCAGUCACAUGUUUAAACAGAUGAAUGAGGAAAGACUUGUACAUAAAUAAACUGUUAAAUAAAUAAGAGAUAGGAAGAAGGUAAGAGAGUGGUGGUUGUUGUACUGUAUCUGCCUCCUCCUGUCCCAUUGCCACUCUGUUGCCGUACUGGGACUCUUUGAACACUUGAAUGUUUCUGUGGAAUAUCGGUUGAAAGAGAAGAACAGGGAAGCAAUACUAAAAAAAUCACUAAUCCCUUUCAUGGGCUCCUUUUACAUGUGGUAGAAAAAAACGGCAUAAUUGUUGCUUACACUGAUCUCAAAGCACAAUAUAAAGGCCUAUGAUUGCACUAUAGGUACAAUAGAAACCGUCCAUUGGGAUUGUUGUUGAAUACAUCUGGUUAUAUUUAUGGAGGCUGUGGGAAUAUACUUUCAAUAUAUCACCAGUGCCAUCUGAAAGCAAAGCCAAAGAACUGUACUGUAGCUUUUAGCAUUUUGUUGUCGUCCAUGAAAUCUGGGUGUGGGUCUUUCAAAAAAUGCUGAGGUUUUUAAUCCUCAAUUGAGCUCAUUUCCAAGUAUGGUGUCGCAAAUGACUAUUGAUGUCAACUUUGUUAAAGAAGCAUCACAUGCAGCUUCGUAUUUAGCUGUGCAAACUAUGCAAGCAUGACUGUCAUGACGCUGUUGAGGAAAAGCAAUCACUCGGAUAUUACUUUUAUGGCGUGUGCUUUUUAAAGUAUCGCAACAAAUCAACUCACAACACAGACCAAACAAUGGUAUAUGCCUGUAUAUGUGUUUGUGUUACUAUAAUUGUGUACUGUAUAAUUUGUAGCAAUGAAUUUUUUUGAAUUUUUUUUUGAAAAUGAAAAUGAUUUAAUGAAGUGUCUUUUGUUUUAUUUAGACCACACAAAACUCUUGGUAAUUCCAUGGAAUGUCUGUCUGAGGGGAUGUUUCCUUUCAUUCAACUCCAAUUAAACACUCCUAGUCCUCUCACCCACAUUCCUCAUAUGGGUUAGAGUGCAGAUGUUAGAUGUGUUCGUAUUACACACUAUAGGGACUGCAAUGGGGGUCACAGGCUCCCGAUUGACUUUAGCAUUGACCUUGUUCACGGAGUAGUGAUCUUUCAAUCGUUCCCUAAACCCAUGUCACUUAACUCUUUAGCACGCCUCCCUCCCCAUUGUCACAGGCUUGCCCAUAACAUUACAUGGACUUUAGCCACGGUGGAGCAGUACCAACCUUUAGGUGUUUGAAAUCAAUGCUCCCUUUAGCAACUCAGGAAGUAAGUGCAGUCCCCAUUCAAGGGAUGACGUGUACAAUGUCAAUGACAGACAAUCAAAUCAACUGAAGAUCUGCCUUCUGAUCAAAGGACUGUUAAAUUAUGCCUGAAGCCUUUUCAUUUUUGUUACGUUUGAAGUAAUUGCUAAUUAAAUGUUACGAGAAGGGUGCCGUCAA
Molecule: messenger RNA, 4048 nt
Organism: Salvelinus sp. IW2-2015
Lineage: Eukaryota; Metazoa; Chordata; Actinopteri; Salmoniformes; Salmonidae
Product: endosialin-like
Exons: 1
Coding region: 248-2638 (796 amino acids)
Biological process (GO): cell migration
Cellular component (GO): external side of plasma membrane; extracellular matrix
Molecular function (GO): extracellular matrix binding; extracellular matrix protein binding; calcium ion binding
Source: RefSeq, a predicted model, not a curated record